GGCAACUAAGGUAAAUAAUAAUGGCGGACUAUUGAAUGGUUAGGGUUUUAAAUGUUUUGAUAUGUUAAAGGUGUACUCUACAGUCAACAUUGAGAGCUGUGUCGGUAUUUAAGCAUUUGAUAUCUAUAAUGGCAAAUUAUGUGGAGAAUUCCAGUGUACAAGCAGAGACAACUGUCACAGAAGAAGAAAACUCUCUUAAUAUGGACAAAGUGGACCUUCUAAAACAGAGAAGAGAAUUGUCCAGAAAACGGAAACAAUGUCUCGUACAGACCUUGGGAAUGCAGUCAGUGGAGAAAUUGAAAGAGGCAUUAGGAAGUGGCACAGAUAGUUCCAAAGCAGAAUCAGGAAUGGAAUUACUUAGACCUUCAGAGAAAUACAUAAAAAAGAAUGCUAAUGCUGACGGAAGUCAACAAGACGAAGAAACAAAACUACUUUACACUGAUUCGUCAACCUUUCUAAAAGGAACACAGUCUUCCAACCCUCACAAUGACUACUGCCAACAUUUUGUUGAUACUGGACAGAGACCCCAAAACUUUAUAAGAGAUGUUGGCUUGGCUGAUAGGUUUGAAGAAUAUCCCAAGCUCAAGGAACUUAUUCGGUUGAAAGAUGAAUUAAUCGCCCAGACAGCUUCGCCUCCCAUGUAUCUGAAAUCCGAUUUGAAAACGUUUAAUCUCAAAGACAUUGGUUGUAAAUUUGACGUGAUCCUCAUUGAACCUCCUUUGGAAGAAUACCAGCGUUCAUUGGGUGUGACUAACGUCGAUUUUUUGUCAUGGGAUCAGAUUAUGGAACUCGACAUAGGUGAAGUUGCUGCUCCAAGGAGUUUCAUAUUUUUGUGGUGUGGUUCCAGUGAUGGACUAGACUUGGGGCGUGUGUGCUUGCGACGAUGGGGAUUCCGGCGAUGCGAAGACAUCUGCUGGAUCAAAACCAAUGCAGACGCUCCGGGUCAUUCGAAAAACCUCGAGCAGAAAGCCGUUUUCCAGCGAACCAAAGAGCAUUGUCUGAUGGGAAUCAAAGGAACAGUUAGGCGUUCCACGGACGGAGAUUUCAUCCAUGCCAAUGUCGAUAUCGAUUUGAUAAUUACGGAAGAACCCGAGUAUGGAUCUCUGGAAAAACCGUCCGAAAUUUUCAACAUCAUUGAACAUUUUUGUCUUGGCAAAAGGAGGCUCCACUUAUUCGGGCGAGACAGUACUAUUCGACCGGGUUGGUUGACGGUUGGCCCAGCGUUAACAAACAGCAACUACAACGCAGAAACAUACGCUGGCUACUUUAAUAGUAACUGUACGACUACCGGAUGCACAGAAAGGAUUGAAGCUCUUCGCCCUAAAUCUCCUCCACCCAAAGGCAGCAAAGGGGCAGGAGGUGGACGCGGAGGUUUUACUCGGGGCGCAGCGCGUGGCAGGGGAAGAUGAAAUAAGCAUUACUUAAUUAGUUUCUAAUGCAUUAAAUUGCAAAUAAACGUUUUGAGUUUUCAA
Messenger RNA from Daphnia pulicaria, 1472 nucleotides. RefSeq names its product N6-adenosine-methyltransferase non-catalytic subunit-like (gene Mettl14). Gene Ontology annotation, cellular component: RNA N6-methyladenosine methyltransferase complex; nucleus. The record is from RefSeq and is a predicted model, not a curated record. The transcript has 7 exons. Gene Ontology annotation, molecular function: mRNA binding. Bases 129 to 1409 code for a protein of 426 amino acids. NCBI's taxonomy places the organism in Eukaryota, Metazoa, Arthropoda, Branchiopoda, Diplostraca, Daphniidae.